CUGCUCACUGCGGGCGCUGAAAGUAUCGAGGCUGAGGAUGCGCGUGGGAGAUCAGCCCUCUCGUGGGCGGCCGGCAAUGGUCACGUGGCAUCGAUGCUGGUGCUGGUUGAGCACGGAGCCGACCUGGAGUCCCGAGACGCGGGUGGUCGCACGGCUCUUAUGUGGGCCACCAGCGGCGGAAACGCAGCCGUGGUGCGGGAGCUGCUGGAGAGGGAUGCCGAUUCAGAGGCCCAAGAUGUUCAGGGCCGGACGCCAUUGGCAUGGGCAGCU
Hyaloscypha bicolor E is the source of this 270-nucleotide messenger RNA. RefSeq names its product ankyrin. The transcript has a single exon. Gene Ontology annotation, cellular component: nucleus; cytoplasm. The record is from RefSeq and is a predicted model, not a curated record. The annotation marks the transcript as partial. Lineage: Eukaryota; Fungi; Ascomycota; Leotiomycetes; Helotiales; Hyaloscyphaceae. Gene Ontology annotation, molecular function: protein binding.